Molecule: messenger RNA, 3075 nt
Organism: Sarcophilus harrisii (Tasmanian devil)
Lineage: Eukaryota; Metazoa; Chordata; Mammalia; Dasyuromorphia; Dasyuridae
Gene: NAA40
Product: N-alpha-acetyltransferase 40, NatD catalytic subunit
Exons: 8
Coding region: 259-972 (237 amino acids)
Cellular component (GO): nucleus
Molecular function (GO): histone H4 acetyltransferase activity; protein N-terminal-serine acetyltransferase activity; histone H2A acetyltransferase activity
Source: RefSeq, a predicted model, not a curated record
CCGCCGCCUCUGCCUGCGGCUCCGUGUCUCCCACCGGCGUCCCCCACCCCCCCUCCCUCUGGAGGCCGUUCUGCGCCGGCGCGGACCGGGGAAGGCGCGCGGGAGGGGGCCGGUGCGGCGCAUGCGCGCUGUGCGCCGCCUCCGCCGCCGCUGAGAGAGCCCCCGCCGUUGCCGCCACUGCCGCCGCCGCCGCCGCCGCCGCCUCCUUUCCGCCGGCGGGUGUGUGAAGGAGGAGUCUGAGCAGGGACCGCCGCCGCCAUGGGGAGAAAGUCAAGUAAAGCCAAGGAGAAGAAACAGAAGCGACUGGAGGAGCGGGCCGCCAUGGACGCCGUCUGCGCCAAAGUGGAAGCCGCCAACAAGCUCGAAGACCCCUUGGAGGCCUUUCCAGUGUUCAAGAAAUAUGACCGCAAUGGAUUAAACAUCUCCAUUGAGUGUAAGCGGGUGUCGGGGCUGGAGCCGGCCACGGUGGACUGGGCCUUCGAUCUCACCAAAAGCAACAUGCAGACCCUGUACGAACAGAGCGAGUGGGGCUGGAAGGACCGCGAGAAGAGGGAAGAGAUGACGGAUGACCGGGCCUGGUACCUCAUUGCCUGGGAGGAGAGCGCCGUCCCCGUCGCCUUCUCGCACUUCCGCUUUGACGUGGAGUGUGGGGAUGAAGUCCUGUACUGCUAUGAGGUCCAGCUGGAGAGCAAAGUGCGGAGGAAAGGUCUGGGCAAGUUUCUGAUCCAGAUCCUGCAGCUUGUGGCCAACAGCACCCAGAUGAAGAAGGUCAUGUUAACGGUGUUCAAACACAACCACGGAGCGUACCAGUUUUUCAGGGAAGCUCUGCAGUUUGAGAUCGACGACACCUCUCCCAGCAUGUCCGGCUGCUGCGGCGACGACUGCUCCUACGAGAUCCUGAGCCGGAGGACCAAGUUUGGGGACAGCCAGCAUGCCCACUCGGGUGGGCACUGUGGCGGCUGCUGCCACUGAGGCUUCCCCAGGCCCCGAGCGCCUCCCCCGGCCUGGCCCCUCCCCUGCGUCCCACCACUCCACACAUUCACAGCUGCCUCUCACCUUUCAGGUCUUCCACUCCGGAGCUGCCAGCGCGCCUCCCCCUGGCGGGCCUCCAAGCACUGCCCCUCCCCCCAGCAGGGGUAGGCGGUGCAGGGGUGGGGAACCUCCCCAUUUCUCCGGUGGCCCACGGGGUGUCCGUGCCAGCCGCAAGUCGGGCUUCUGAGCCCUUUCUGCGCUUCACCAGAACCCUGCCCCCCAUGGCAGCCGGUCGCUGCUGGGCUCCCCCACACCGGAGAAAUGGGGCGCCCCUGAGGCCCACGGGCACCGAGAACGGCGGGGUCUGGCCAGAGACGGGGGGCAUUAGCUUUGAGAGCCUCCACUUGUGGUUUCCUCUCCCAGAGAGAAGGGGGGGAGGGGGCGGCGCAUACUUUGGCAAGGUGUGUAUGUGCAGACCUGCCCAGUAAAGGUGGCCCCGGGGCCCCCCGGACGCUGCUGCAGGGCUCUCCCAUCCCCACCGGGCCGGGCCCAGAGGGAGCUGUGAACGUCAGUGAGCUCAGCCUGGCUCCGGGCUUAUCCUCUGACCCCUGCCCCAAGUGCUGCUGCCCCGCUCCGGGGAAAAUGACAUCAGGGACCCCCCAGGCUUCCCCUGGAAAGCGGCCCACUUCCUGUUGGCCUCUGCCAUUUCCUCUCUACUUUGGUGCUGACUCUUCCCCUCCCCCGCCGGCAGCAGGCCUCCCCUCUGCCUCAGUGAGGCAAUGACCCCACCAGCUGUCUGCGGACCAGAGGGGUGGCUCGGGCCGGCCUCGGCCUAUUUUGUUCAGGGAUGCCCUCUGCUCGCCCCCUCCCUCCGGCAGAAUCUGCUCUGUCCUUCCCAGGAGGCCGAGGCGGGGGGGUGCUGCUGGGGAGCCCAUGUCCCCCUGCUGUGACUCCUUAGAAGCCCCUGCUUAGGGAGCGUCUUUCAAGUUUUAACCUCUGUGAAGGUUCUAGCUGAAGGUCUAUCCUCAGACCGACCUCAGCCCCCCCUGCCCCUCGCCGCCCCGGGAGGCAGCUGCGCCCACUGCUCUCGCUCUCCCCUCCCCUUCUCUCCCUCGCCCUCAGCGUGGGAGCAUGGGCACAGAUGCCCGUGGGCCAUCCUCCAGCACACCAGCCUGUGAGCUGCCGAGACCCGGGCCCCGCUCCCCUCGGCAGCUCGCCCCCUGCUUUCCCUUGGAAAGGGCCAGGGAUUUUCUCAGCCGCCUAUGCAGCUUUUACACUGGAUGAAAUCCCUGCUUCCCCCCUCCCCGGCCCCCCUGGUGGCUCUGAGAGAAGCUCCUGCCCAGGGGCGGAUUUCUAGGUCACGGAAAGGGGCUGAUUUGGGCUUCCUCACACUAGGAGCGGAGGAAGGACCUUUUCAGAAGUUUCCCUUCAGCUCUCCAGGGAUAUGAACCAAAACACUUUGGGUCUCAAAUCAUGGAUUUCUGACUGUGUAUGCCCCCAGAAUUCCAAAGGAAUCCCCAGCAAAAAUUCCAAGCAACUUGAGUUCAUUGUGUGUCUCUUUUUUACUGACCUCCUGACCUCUUCCUCACAGCCAGCCCCCAGGUCCCAAACUCACUGGCAGGGGAGUGACGUUGAAGUUGCCCCCAGCCUCCUUCAUGCCCGGUGCUCUUCUGCUGGCCCAGCAUUCAUUCCUUGGUUGGGUUUUCCUCUCUGGGACCUCUGGGCCCUCCCGCACAUCAGUGUCUUGCCUCAACUUUUCUUGAGUCUAGUUUCUGAGACCUGUAGCUCCGGUGGGACCGACUCAUGGUUUUGUUUGGGGCGUGUUGAAGUACUUUGGUUAAAGAUGGCUUUUUUGCGUUGUGCCCAUCCUGUGCCCGGGCUGGGUCACUUCUGUUGGUAUGUUUAUGCACGUGCCCGAGUGAGUGCGAUUCUUCCUAACCUUCUCUGGGUUUUUUAGAGGAAAAAUGGAAAACAGACCCUACUCUUGAUAUAUAUAUAUUUUUUUCCUUAGUAAAUUCUUUUCUCACUGGAAUCAAAGGGGAAAAAAGCAAACCUUUUGCAGUGGUUUUAUUUGUACGUUACAGAUUAAAGACACUUUGUUGA